AGGAUCAAUCCGCACCUUUUCGUAUUCACGUUCCACACGUGUCGUUACGUUUGCCAUGUUGAAGGACUCGUCGAUGACUUGUAUUAUAUUCAUCCGUAUUUUCAUGUAAACUCACUGGCGAAGUCAACUUAAAAAUGAAGCCCUACUUGAACGGAAAAGAGGACAAGGAUCGUGAGUGUCUGGAACAGGUUUUGGAUACGUUAUACGACUUUGGAAGUGGAGCCAUGAAAAAAAAGAAAAAACAAAAAAGAUGCGAGCCCGAAGCUGUUCCUGAAGUUGUCUGCAGCGUCAAUGAAGCCCAAGGAGGAGAACAAGAGCCCACAAAGAUGACUGUCCAGAAUCAAAGUCCAGCUGUGAAGCCGGUGAAACAGGUGGAGGUGGUGAGCUUCCAGGACCCCGCCAAGAGACAAAAGAAGACCAAACAAAUGCCCGCAGUCGGUGAAACACGUCCGCUGGACACACCGGACAAGAAGCAGAGCGCUCCGAAACAAGAUCUCAGUUUGGAGAAGGCUCGACUGGAGGUGCAUCGCUUCGGCAUCACGGGCUACAAAAAGGAGCGGCAGCGAGUCUUUGAGGGGGAGCGAGCCAUCAUGUUGGGCGCCCGACCUCCCAAGAAAGAUUAUUUGAACUACAAGGUGCUGCAGCAGCAAAUCAAAGAGAAGAAGGAGAAGGCGAAGGAGGAGGUGCAGCCGGACCUGAAAAAAAAAAAGAUUCCAAGGGACAACAACAAGAUGAAGAAGACGACGGCGACGUCGGGCUCGUCCUCGGCACCCACGGGUCAGGUGGGCCGCUUCAAGAACGGCAUGUUGAUCCUCAGCCCCAAGGAGAUCCAGACCAUCAAGAGCACGAUGCGACGCAAAUGAGGUUGGUAUUGUUCCGCGGGCGGUCCGCUCUUGCAGAGGGACGGAUGUGUCAUCGGGGGACACAUCAACAUUGGAUUCACUUAGUGGGAUAAAAAAAAAAAAUGCUUGCCGUGCGGACUCCUUACUUAAGUAAUACACACUAACUACAAGUCAUCAGAACUACAACGGAACCCUCGAAAGUCAGAUUAUUUACAUUUAUGGAUUUAGAAAAUAUGAAAAAGUAAAACCAGUGUUGAAAUCAUCGUGCGUGACAUCAACAAAUGUCACGAGUUUUCUGCUCAUUACAGUAUGUAAUAUGCAUCAGCUUGUUUUUGUUCCCUCUGCCCUGACGCGUCGCCAAUGGGUGCGUCAUUUAUUAUCCGGCGGUGAACUUCUCUUUCCACUAGUGUGACAUUUGGGAAUGGUUAAAAUGUCACUGAGAACAAGAGUUCAUAAAGGUUUUAUGAUGGAUCUGGAACAGUUGAAUUCACUUUGCGUGGUUUACCCUACGCGGCAAAGUGUUCAUGGGUCAAUGACUUAUGCUUUAUUUGGAUGGUACAAUGUGGACGAUGAGGAAACUAGCGGACACGCGUCUUUACUGCAAAUGGAGGAUACAAGUGUCGCAAACAAACAAAAGUGGACAUAAACGAGACUGCGGAAGAAUCGUCAUUCCCUGGCGGCUUGCUAACGUUCCACCUCUACCUUGGACGCGAAUGCACCACACUGGACUCUUCCUUUGUCUUGAUUUCAUCGCAGGUUAUUUAUUUGUCUUUUCAUAAACAACCCAAAAGAAAU
Messenger RNA from Phyllopteryx taeniolatus (common seadragon), 1637 nucleotides. It is a transcript of the gene fsaf1, whose product is annotated as chromosome 18 C1orf131 homolog. The coding region runs from base 135 to 863 and encodes 242 amino acids. The record is from RefSeq and is a predicted model, not a curated record. Lineage: Eukaryota; Metazoa; Chordata; Actinopteri; Syngnathiformes; Syngnathidae. The transcript has 8 exons.